Molecule: messenger RNA, 751 nt
Organism: Cyprinodon variegatus (sheepshead minnow)
Lineage: Eukaryota; Metazoa; Chordata; Actinopteri; Cyprinodontiformes; Cyprinodontidae
Gene: mims1b
Product: family with sequence similarity 210 member A
Exons: 3
Coding region: 201-737 (178 amino acids)
Cellular component (GO): mitochondrion
Source: RefSeq, a predicted model, not a curated record
AUUCCCAGGUAGCAAUGCUAGGUUGGGGGCUGGACGCUCAGGGAUAUGCUGCUCUCCUUGGUGUCUGCUGCUCAAUGUGCUUCUGGAACAUUUGAUGGCCCGCAAGAGUCCGCUGAGUUUAAAGUUGACCCAAAACAGUGCUCUGUGAUUGAACAUCAAGGCAGCGGGGGGGAAAAGACUUGAAGUUAAGGUUGAGGAAGAUGAUGCAGCACAUCCUUACUCACGGGACACUGUGGCGGAUGGUGGCUGUGCGCUCAUGCUCAGUGGGUGCAGCUGUUCUUGAACAUCAACUGGCGCCCAGGUUCUGUAUUCUCCGUCUGUCGCUGCUACAGCCUGUUGGCCAACGAUGGAUCUCCGCUUCAGCUUCCUGCAAAGUAGCAGAUCAGCCUAAGGAGUCUCCACGUGAUGACAGGGUGUAUCCUGCGUCUACAACUCCAUCACCGAACACCUCGAAAGAGGAGGCUGAGUGUGUAGAUGUGGACCCGCUGCAGGACAAGUCCAUUAGCCUUUUCCAGAGGUUUAAGAAGACCUUUAAGCAGUAUGGGAAGGUGAUGAUACCCGUCCAUCUGGCAACGUCCUCCGUCUGGUUUGGAACCUUCUAUUAUGCUGCCAUGCAUGGUGUGAAUGUGGUGCCGUUCUUGGAGAUGAUCGGUUUACCAGAAUCACUGGUCGGCCUUUUGAGAGAUUCCUCCAGUGGCUAUGCACUGACUGCCUAUGCCAUGUACAAGGUAGUUUAAACACUCGGGUUUGG